AUGCGAGAAUCAAACUCGAAGGUAACAACGAACUCUGUGCCAAUGAGCUCACAGCGUGUGAUUAAGCCAGGAAUCAAGAGGAGACGUCCACCAUUGGCUUGUAUCCAGUGCUAUCAGCGUAAGCUGAAAUGUGGACGUGAAUUUCCAUGCUGCAGCCGUUGCGUGAAGACAGGAAACGCAAACAGAUGCACCUACCGUAACAAGUCAGCAAAUACUUCCUCAUUGGAUGGAUUCUCUCUAGAUGGCCAUCAGGGCAGCGGCGCUGGUGCUAUGACAAUGCCCCUGCAUACCCCAGUCUCCUUGACAGAAACCCCGGAAAGACCGCCGGCCUCUUCCAACUGGAAUGGAAAAACAACGCAUCUAAAGGGAGAAGAAAAUAUCACCAAAUUCUAUGGGUGUAGUUAUCCCCUGAACUUUUACCAACAGUUUACCGAACUGCGAUCCUACAUCAUCCAAGUAAAAACAAAAAACCCAGCAAUCAACGCCAUACGUGACGAGAUUUAUCCCCUUGCCAAUGACGGCUAUCGGAUUUCUCCUUUGGCACAUAAAGCCGUGACUGCGGACACUUUGAGGGAACUGAUUCCCAAGAAGCCGGUAGCGGACACAUUGGUGCAGACGUAUAUUGACCGAUUCGAGGUCUUACACCGAGUACUCGAUAAAUCCACUUUUAUAGCAGAGUACAAUCGCCAUUGGUCCAAUCCGCUGUGCACGCCGACUUCCUUCGUGGUGCAGCUCCUUUUGGUUACAGCUGCAGCUGCAAUCUUUCACCCGGAAAUCUACAUCGAUGCUGCGACCCAACAAACCGUCUAUGACCAUGCAAUUGGUUGGCUGGGAGCCGCGGAUUCAUGGCUCAAUUCCCCAGCUAAUCAGCCUCCUCAGUCCUGGGACAUUUUAGCAGGUCAUUGUCUCCUGCUCAUUGCAAAGCGUGCAAACUAUAUCCAAGAGGCCUCCUUCUGGAUGUAUACUGGAGGACUCGUUCGCUGGGCCAUGGCAGCAGGAUACCACCGUGAAGCUUCUCCAGCAGCGAGGAUAUCGCCUUACCACCGGGAGAUGCGUCGGCGGCUAUGGGCGACAAUCGUUGAGCUCGACCUCCAGGCCGCGGUAGAGCGAGGCAUGCCCCCAAAUAUCGGAAUAGAAGACUUUAACGCAAUAUCUCCUCUUAACAUUGAUGACAACAAGCUCCAGGAAAUACAGGAGUCAGGUCACAAUUUACCGGAAGGCAUGCCACGCGACAUAUUGACAGACACAUCGUUUCAGGUCCUGCUUUACAGUUCUUUAACUGUCAGAUUGGAAAUAUGUGCGCUGGUGAAUGGAUGCCGCGAGCAAGACGACUUCCAGCGUGUCUUGGCCCUUGGAGAGAAGCUAGAAGUAGAACUCCAGAAUAUCCCUGAAUGGAACAAUCCUCGAAACAGUCCACGACAGCAGCAAACUACAAUGUACGUGAAGAGAGUACUGAACAUCCAUCUGUACCAGUACAUACUCUUGUUGUAUUUCCAAUUCGCAGUUCAAGCUUCACCUUCAUUCAAGUCUAAGAUAUGUCGACGUGCGAGGUUGGAGGCGUCGUUGAAAGUACUUGAUCAUUAUCAAAAGCUUAUAGUUGAUGAAAAGGUACCGGAACAAGCUUGCAGGACGGGAUUGGUUCUUGCAGCGUUGAAUGUUUGUCAUGAGAUAUACAAUGAAAUUGGACCGCUCAUCACUGUGGCAGUAUUUCCCCAGGUCUCACCAUUUCUCAUAGCCACAGCUGAGAAGGGCCUUUAUAUCCUUGAAAAGAGAGUCAAUGUGACCCUUCAGGGAUUAAAUGAGUACUACAUACUCAGCAUGAUACUCGGUCUAGUCAAGUCUCGGUUGUGGCCAGAAUCACGCGUAACAUCCGAUCAAGAAGCAGCGGAUAGAGUGAUUCGCGUAUGCACAAUGUUGCAGAUGCGGCAGGCUGUCAUUCAGCCAGAUUACUUUUUGCCAGGUUCAGUCAGCAGUCCACGCCGGCUUGACUUCCAAGAAAAAGCAAGCUCGAUGCUUUCGAACGGUACAACUGACUUGCUCAAUUCAAUCUUUUCGGAGGACUUUGAAUUCAUCAAUGAUAGUAACGGUUACACCUUUUUGUAGGCCAUUUGAGUCAGAUGUUCUACCAUUGCAUUCU
Molecule: messenger RNA, 2137 nt
Organism: Talaromyces stipitatus ATCC 10500
Lineage: Eukaryota; Fungi; Ascomycota; Eurotiomycetes; Eurotiales; Trichocomaceae
Exons: 5
Coding region: 1-2103 (700 amino acids)
Biological process (GO): regulation of transcription by RNA polymerase II; DNA-templated transcription
Cellular component (GO): nucleus
Molecular function (GO): RNA polymerase II cis-regulatory region sequence-specific DNA binding; DNA-binding transcription activator activity, RNA polymerase II-specific; zinc ion binding
Source: RefSeq, a predicted model, not a curated record